Aspergillus novofumigatus IBT 16806 is the source of this 1670-nucleotide messenger RNA. Its product is annotated as type III PLP-dependent enzyme. The record is from RefSeq and is a predicted model, not a curated record. The coding region runs from base 243 to 1625 and encodes 460 amino acids. NCBI's taxonomy places the organism in Eukaryota, Fungi, Ascomycota, Eurotiomycetes, Eurotiales, Aspergillaceae. Gene Ontology annotation, cellular component: cytoplasm. The transcript has 5 exons. Gene Ontology annotation, molecular function: ornithine decarboxylase activity.
GAAUACAACACCCUGACGUCCUGCUCCAUGAGUGAUUCAGCUAUGCUUGCUUUUUGUGAUUUGGAUUGCAGUGUUAAUCACUCCUACAGCUCAUAAUACAGGGAACGGGUGACGGGAAGCUACAAUUUUGCCCUGGAUCGGCCAAAAACACGAUUGAGAGACAGUGGCUGGCUGAACCCUGUUCUAUAGCUCAUUCCGCUCAUUCAUGUCGUAAUGGGAUUCAGCGACUUCAUGGUCUGUGCAUGAACGGCGGGUCAGCAUGUACUGCCAUAAGAAAGGUGACCAUCGCUAACGACCAUGGUACACCAGUACACCAGUUUUGCGCCAGACCUCACUGCGAAGUAAUGGACUCGACAGAGCGGUUGAUUGAUUUGGCAAUUCAGACCCGUCUGCUUAGUUUGAGCAGUCGUGGUUGGGGAAUUGCUGACGAGCCCUUUUUUGUCGCGGAUCUGGGUCAGGUUAUCCGCCAGCACCGCCGAUGGAGGGUAAACCUGCCCGACGUACACCCUUUUUUUGCGGUGAAAUGCAACCCCGAUCCUAAUCUACUCAAACUUCUAGCAGACCUGGGCACAGGCUUUGAUUGCGCCUCGAUAGAGGAGCUACGUACAGUUCUUAGUCUAGGGGUCGAUCCAGGUCGCAUCAUCUUCGCCAAUCCCUGUAAAUCUGCCUCCUCUUUGGUUUUUGCGGCUCGAACAGGUGUGACGCGAACGACCUUUGACAACCUUGAUGAGCUGGAUAGCAUCCGAACCUUCCUACCAAAUGCACAACUUGUCCUGCGAAUUUUUGCCAGCGACAGUGAUGCUUUGAUAAACCUGGGAGAGAAGUUCGGUGCCACAGUAGAGACCUCAUUACCUCUAUUGCAACGAGCACGACAACUAGGGUUAGAUGUGUGCGGGGUGAGUUUUCAUGUUGGGACCGGGGCGUUCAAUACUUCAGCCUAUGUGAACGCCAUCCGGCAUGCCAAGAUUGUCUUCGGAUAUGGCAAGAGCUUGGGGUUUGACAUGAGCCUUCUGGACAUUGGUGGAGGGUUCCAGGACUGUAACUUGGAAGAUAUUGCAUGUUCUCUGCGACCAAUUCUCAAAGAAGAGUUCCCUUCUGGGGUCCGCUUGAUUGCCGAGCCGGGUCGUUAUUAUGCUCGCAGUGCCUACACCCUCGUGUGCAAGAUUCUGUCCAGACGGCGUCACAUCGGGACGGAUGAUCACGAUAAGCCGGAUAUGCUCUACCAGAACGACGGGGUAUAUGGAAGUUUUAUGAACGUACUGAUUGAGAAAGAAACUGUGCGGCCAUCCUUGGUCGCGUACACUUGGCCAUUUCACAGCCACGACAAUGAUACUCGGCGGAAACUCCAGGAGCAUCGAUACACUAUCUGGGGCCCCACUUGCGACAGCGUGGAUUGUGUUGCAAAAGAUGUGCCCAUGAACUCCGAGAUACGCAUAGGUGAUUGGCUCAAGUACAAGAAUAUGGGUGCCUACACCACAGCAACGGCGACUCGGUUCAAUGGGUUUUCGAACCAGCAUGACGUGAUCUACAUUAAUACAGAGUCGAUGGACUAUCAAGUGAUGCACUGGAAGGCGUUGGCAAAUCUGCAUCAGGAUCAUUUGCGUACUUUUACCAUCUCAGUUUGAUUUUCUUAUCUUUCUAGCUUAACCCAUGUCGGUGCGGGAAAAUGC